AUGCUGCUGCUGGCGACGGUGGCGCUGGCGCUGGCGGCGGCGGCGGAGGCGGCUGCCCCCACCCUCAUGCCAGCCCCACACGACGUGCUGCCGCCCGACUUCUUCCAGCGGGAAAGAAUAAAUGCCAGAGUGUUUAUAUGGCCAGACAACGUGACGCUGACGCUGUCGCUGGGGAAGGCGUACGAGAUCACGUACGUGAGCCUGCAGUUCUGCCCGCGCGCGCCGCCGCCCGAGUCGCUGGCCAUCUUCAAGAGCGCCGACUUCGGAGAGACGUGGCAGCCCUUCCAGUUCUACUCGGCCGAGUGCCGCAAGGUAUACGGCCGGCCGAACCGCGCCACCAUCACCAAGGCCAACGAGCAGGAGGCGCUGUGCACGGACGCGCACCGCCUCAGCGGCGCCGGGGGCGGCGGGGCGCGCGUCGCCUUCUCCACGCUGGAGGGCCGGCCCUCCGCCGCCGACCUCGACCACAGCCCCGUGCUGCAGGACUGGGUCACCGCCACCGACAUCAAGGUGCGCCCUACUCAGCCCGGCGCCCACCUGCCUUGCGCCGCUCGCAAAGGAAUCGGGCGCGGGUUUAAGCUCCGGACGUUUUAA
Gryllus bimaculatus (two-spotted cricket) is the source of this 594-nucleotide messenger RNA. NCBI's taxonomy places the organism in Eukaryota, Metazoa, Arthropoda, Insecta, Orthoptera, Gryllidae. The record is from the annotation of a GenBank genome assembly.